AUGGCCAGCACAUCGAAUCUCUCUGAAGAUUCGUCAGAGAAGCAAAGUAUGCCUCAAGACACACACGAGAAGGGGAAGAGAAAGCAUGUCGAUGAUGGCCAUUCCGAUCCGACGGACAAAAAGAAACCAAAUCUCGAGGAAACCGGCGAAUCUGCGCAACCAAACAGUUUCCAACAGUUUUCUGAGAAAUCGUUUCGUAUGAUGCAACAGAUGGGAUACAAGAUUGGUACAGGAUUGGGUAAAACCGGCCAGGGCCGGGUAGAUCUGAUUGAAACUUCCUCGCAGAAAGGAAGAAGCGGGUUAGGAAUGAAACUGAACGAGCUAGAAACAGCGGCAGAUCAAUGGGAUGCAUCCAUCGAAAAUCUUCAAAUUCCUGAGAUAGUAACUUGGCUUCAAAACGCGUCGGCCGAUAUGGAGGAUCCGGGAAUAACACGGGAACAAUUAGAUGCGUGGGUUAAAGAGGGGCCCCGCAAAUUGACCAUAGAUGACGAGCAUAAGUAUUGCGAUAGCAACAUCCUGCAUCACAUAUUGGAGAGCAAAUCCGUGUUCGACAAUCUUGGCGCGGACGAUAUGCGAAAGGCACGUUCCAAGUCGAAUCCAUUCGAGUUGAUAAAAAGCAACAUUUUUAUAAACCGGGCCGCUGUAAAAAUGGCCAACAUGGACGCGAUGUUUGAUUUCAUGUUCACCAAACCAGUGGAUCGUAAAUCCAUCCCGCUGGUGAAGGAUGAUGAUCUAUUCUAUUUCGCCGACGUCUGCGCCGGACCGGGCGGGUUUUCGGAGUACGUGCUGUGGCGUAAAAAAUGGCGUGCCAAGGGCUUUGGCUUCACUUUGCGAGGAGGCAACGAUUUUCGUUUGGACGACUUCUCAGCCGGAGCACCGGAAACGUUCGAUCCUUAUUAUGGCCCGAAGGACGACGGGAAUGUGUUCGAUCCGGUCAACAUAGAAGGGUUCACGGACUACGUGAUGAAGCAGACGGAGUCGGGUGUUCAUCUGAUGAUGGCGGACGGUGGUUUCUCGGUCGAGGGGCAGGAAAACGUGCAAGAAAUACUGUCUAAGCAGCUGUACCUGUGCCAGAUGAUUGUCGCGCUAGCCAUCGUGCGAACGGACGGCCAUUUCGUGGUGAAACUGUUCGAUCUUUUCACGCCAUUCAGCGCGGGGUUGAUAUAUUUGGUGUACAAGUGUUUCAGGCAAAUUUCAAUCUGCAAGCCAAAUAGCAGCCGCCCAGCCAAUUCCGAGCGGUAUCUGGUUUGCAAAUGGAAGCUACCAAAUACCGAUCAAAUACAGCGGCAUUUAGAAGACAUCAACCGGCAAAUGUUUACACGCAAUCGUACCGAUAAGACCGAUACGCUGGAGCUCGUGCCGGAGGAGGUCUUGCGUGAGGAUACGGCAUUCUUCGAGUACCUAUGCAACAGCAACAACACCAUCGGGCGAAAUCAAAUCACAGCGUUGCUAAAGAUUGCCGCAUUCUGCAAAAACCGCGACCUGGCCGAAACUUGUCAGCUGGAAAUGAAGCAAAAAUGUUUAAAAUUAUGGCAACUGCCGGACACUAUACGGAAAUUUUCGAAUAAGGGCGACCCGGAUAAGUACGUUGAGAAGUUCUACAAAGAAUGGGAGGGUCUUAAAAACGAACUGUGCCAUCCGGAGAAAAUGUUGAUCCCAGAGCUGAAAGCAUGCUUCAGAUCCACGCACGAUUGGUACUUUGUGCCGAUCGGGAACUUGGAAAAUAAUGGCAAAAACAUUCGUAUGAUCCUGCUCGGCAAGGGCGGCAAGGAAGUGUAUCAGUACGAUGGUAAGCAGAACUCUUGGUCGCCGCUGAAGGACAUCGCGAUCGAGUUGCCGCCCGGAACGAUCAUCUACGCGGAAAUAGUGAGAGAGCUGCAGGGAGAGGGCAAAUCGCAGAUUACAAUUAACACACUGCACAUCAUUGAUGGGCUGGUACUCGGCGAGGAAGACAUACGUAUGCUGCCAUUAACACAGCGGAUUGUCAGAUGCACACAGUUUGCCAAAGCACUAAAUAAACCCCUCAAAGGUGCUAGCAACGACUGCAACAAUAGAACCGCCACGAUACAGAUACGCGCGAAGAAGCUGUACCGGUUCUAUGAGAUGGAAUCGUUUUUCAACUCACUCGAAACGUACAAACUCAAGUCAGGCGAUGCAAAGCUUGGCUACUGCGUUCGGAAUCCGAUAGACGCGAAUCGAAUCUACAUACCCUAUGGGCUUCUGUUUCUGAGGGAAAUCAAACCAGAUUACUUAAAAUUGGUUUCGAAGUCGACGAACAAGUUUUACUACCACUGCUCCAGCACAAGAGCUUCUUUUUAUCCGCACGAAUUUAAGAAUUUUGAACUGCAAACGAUGGCAACAUUUGAGCAAACGUUCCUCACGCGCCAACUUUGGAGCUGGAAAACUCUACCACAGGUCCAGCCCGAGUACGAUGGGGAAAGAUUUCCUGAGUAUGUUUAUAGAGUAGAUUUUAAGCCUCUCUUGCCGCCAAUUAACUGA
Molecule: messenger RNA, 2499 nt
Organism: Anopheles nili
Lineage: Eukaryota; Metazoa; Arthropoda; Insecta; Diptera; Culicidae
Gene: Cmtr1
Product: cap-specific mRNA (nucleoside-2'-O-)-methyltransferase 1
Exons: 2
Coding region: 1-2499 (832 amino acids)
Biological process (GO): 7-methylguanosine mRNA capping
Cellular component (GO): cytoplasm; nucleus
Molecular function (GO): nucleic acid binding; methyltransferase cap1 activity
Source: RefSeq, a predicted model, not a curated record